Molecule: messenger RNA, 390 nt
Organism: Penicillium verrucosum
Lineage: Eukaryota; Fungi; Ascomycota; Eurotiomycetes; Eurotiales; Aspergillaceae
Product: protein kinase domain protein
Exons: 2
Coding region: 1-390 (129 amino acids)
Biological process (GO): regulation of mRNA processing; spliceosomal complex assembly
Source: RefSeq, a predicted model, not a curated record
AUGGCUAAACUCAUGAAAUGGGCCACAAAGGCGUUUCGAAGGCCCCCAUCCCCUGCCAUGUGUUUUCCCACCAGCGGCUUCGAAACUGUCCGUCCCUCGGAGGUGCAGCAGGUGCUUGACGAGGAACGGUUUGAGCAGUUCAAACAAGGACAAUAUUACCCUGCUAAUAUUGGCGACGUGCUUAUUUCCAAAUACCAGAUUAUUGGUAAACUUGGUUUUGGGACCACUUCUACUAUAUGGCUCGCUCGUGAUCUUAAGUCAUCAAUAUGUGACACUCAAAAUCUACAAGUUUUAAGUGAUUUUGGCUCUGCCGUACGAGGAGACGAGAGGAAUCACGAUGUACAGCCAAAUGUUUAUAGAUUGCCGGAAGUGAUGCUGAAGACUUAUUAG